GUGUGGUGAUUGGCAGCGGUGGGAUUCAACGCGCGACUCGAGGUGGGUGUCACAGCUCGUGAAAUAUACAAGUUAAGAUCUUCGGGGGCAGAAAUGUGUAAAUAAAACAGCCCACCGACAGCCCUAUAGCCAGAGCCAGCUCGCGACAAGACGAGGCGUUCCCCUCAAGACGGUCUCGAUCAAUCAGACGGACAGUGGAGUUCUUUUGAUUAAAGCCCAAAUUGUCAUUGGACAGCGCUAAUCAUGUGACGGCCAAUCGGCUCCUGUCUCCGGCUGGGCUGCGUGAAAGCUGCGAGUUUGAUGGCAGACCGACCCGUCCCCAUACGGCCAGGAUCACUAAAAUUAGUUUUAGGAAGAAGAAAAAAACACAGGCCAGGAUAUUUCAUGAUUUUUUUUCUGGGCCGCAGAUUUACGAAGCUGAAUUUCUGGGACGUGUCGUUUGCGCGUGGAGAUGAAUUGCGAGUUCGGUGAGCGCGAGACGGGUUUCAUCAACAGUCAGCCGUCGCUCGCCGAGUGCCUGACGUCUUUCGGCCCGCGCGCGGCUGCUCGCGCUGCUUCGGCUGUCGGUGAUGCGUUUCAAAGUUCAUCAAUCAAGAACUCGACGCUCUCGCUCGCUCACGCGACACUGAUUCCUCCACCGUUCGAGCAGACCAUCCCGAGCCUCAACCCAGGGGCGAGCAGUCACCCACGACACAGCCGACCCAAACACAGCCUCGGCCUUCCCGGUACCGGUACCAACGGAGCCUGUCCGCUGCCCACGGCCGCCUCGUUGCCUCCAGAGUACCCGUGGAUGAAGGAGAAGAAAGCCGCCAAGAGGAACCAGCUCGCGCCCCCUCAUCACGCGCAGCCGACACACGACACCACCGGGCCCCUCUACUUUUCUCCUCAAGGAUCUCCGGAGCUCUCGGAUGGUGGCGGUAGCGGCGGUAACGGCAGCAGCUCGCGCCGGCUCCGGACGGCCUACACCAACACGCAGCUGCUCGAGCUGGAGAAAGAGUUCCACUUCAACAAGUACCUCUGUCGUCCGCGCCGCGUGGAGAUAGCGGCCCUCCUCGAGCUCACGGAGCGGCAGGUGAAAGUCUGGUUCCAGAACCGGCGCAUGAAGCACAAGCGGCAAACACACUGCAAAGAGAACCAGCACCAGCACGCGGACACCGGAAGCAGAGGCGCAGGCGGAAACAACCACAAGGGGCUCGAGGAAGAGGAAGACGAUGAAGAUGAGGACGAGCACGAGAUGAUCAUGGCGGGAGAGGUCACCGCGCGCUUCUACGACCCUCCGCCAGUAAACAGCAACAACAGCAGCAACAGCAGCGUGACGUCAGGAGCUCUAUUGGAGCGCGAGUCCUACCGCUUCUCUCAAAGGAAUAAUAAUAAUAGCAGUAAUGGCGGCAUAGCUCCGCAACUUUCCCACAGCAGUAAUAAUAGCAAUAGCGGCAUACCUUCGCAGCUGCACCAGAACACCGCCACCGCCACCGCCACCGCCACCACCAUACCUCCCCAACAACUCGCCCAAAGCUUCUCGCAAAGGAAUAAUGGCAAUGGCGGCAUAGUUUCUCAACUUUCCAACAGCAAUAGUAAUAAUAAUGGCAUUAGUGGAAUACCUUCCCAGCUGCCCCAAAACAACAACAACAAUAAUAAUCCUAAUGGCGGCAUUCCUCCCCAACUCUCCCAGAGCGCCCACAAUGGGGAGAGCAGCAGCGGCAGUCCCCGCGCCACUGUCCCCGGACUCGCCAGCCACGACAAAAAUGCCAAACAUUUCUCCGUCAACCCCCACGCGGCCGCCUCCUCCCCUCCUCCCCUUCACGCGCCCACGGUCGGGACAAUAGCUACUGCAGCUGGCCACCGGGACAAUGCCGUCAGUACCGUAGCCUCUUCCUCCUCGUGCACCGCCUCCCCUUCCUCCUCCUCCGGUUCCCCGGGAAUGGAACUCUCUCUACCGGACUUCCACGUGUUCUCCUCGUCGGUGUCGGGGCCGGUCUCGUGCCUGCACCUGCCGUUAUCGGGCUCGGUGUCACCGGGGCUCUCCGACUCCAUGGGGAUGGACAGCCCCGUGCACGAGCUCCCGAGCCCGCCGGGCUUCGACUUUUUCUCGGAAACUCUGACCACCAUCGAUCUGCACCACCUCAGCUACUGACAC
Engraulis encrasicolus (European anchovy) is the source of this 2137-nucleotide messenger RNA. It is a transcript of the gene hoxa2b, whose product is annotated as homeobox A2b. The coding region runs from base 452 to 2134 and encodes 560 amino acids. The transcript is spliced from 3 exons. Lineage: Eukaryota; Metazoa; Chordata; Actinopteri; Clupeiformes; Engraulidae. The record is from RefSeq and is a predicted model, not a curated record. Gene Ontology annotation, molecular function: RNA polymerase II cis-regulatory region sequence-specific DNA binding; DNA-binding transcription factor activity, RNA polymerase II-specific. Gene Ontology annotation, biological process: regulation of transcription by RNA polymerase II. Gene Ontology annotation, cellular component: nucleus.